UUCAACAUCUCUCACUACUUCUAUUUGCCUCGUCUCCUUCACUUCGGUUUCCUUUCCCGAAGAAGUGCAUGUACGAUCAUGGCUGAGUCAGAUAGUAGUACCAAUGCUGGGAAAAAGCUUAUUCAAAUUGAUAUCAGCUCAGACACUGUAUGCCCAUGGUGUUUUGUGGGCAAAAAAAAUCUUGAUAAAGCUAUAGCUGCUUCUAAGGAUCAAUAUGACUUUGAGAUAAGAUGGCAUCCAUAUCAGCUUAAUCCUAAUUCCCCCAAAGCAGGUGUUGAUAAGAGAGAGUACUACUAUGAAAAGUUCGGGCCUCAAUCGGCACGGAUGGAAGCUCGGAUGUCAGAGGUUUUCAAGAAGAUUGGACUGGAAUAUAGCCUCUCUGGACUAACGGGAAAUACUCUCGACAGCCACAGGCUUAUAUAUUUUGCUGGGAAACAGGGUCCUGAUAAGCAACAUAAUGUCGUGGAGGAAUUGUGCAUUGGAUACUUCACAGAGGCAAAAUAUAUUGGUGACUGGAAAUUUCUUGUGGAAUGUGCUACUAAAGCUGGUGUAGAAGGGGCAGCAGAGUUUCUGCUAGACCCCAAUAAUGGGGUCACGGAGGUUAAAGAAGAGCUGGAGAAGUACUCAGCAAAUCUUGCAGGAGUCCCAUUUUACUUGAUUAACAAUGGGAAACAGAGACUGAGUGGCGCCCAACCCCCUGAAAUAUUCUUGAAAGCUUUUGAAGUAGCCUCAAAUUGAUAUGAAACGACACUUGAAAAUGCUUAUUUUCUGCUUCUAUGAAGUUUAUCUAUUGACUACAGUGUGCCUUUUGCUGUGUCCUGUGCUCUAGCUUUAACUCUACCGUACCUUAUGUAAUAGAAUAAACACAUUGAGAAAUAACAAAAUUUCUGGUUAGAUUUGAGUUUGGCAAUUGGCAUAGAUGAUGUGAAUACCAAUAUCUAAACUAACGAAACAAAC
Messenger RNA from Morus notabilis, 957 nucleotides. RefSeq lists its product as uncharacterized. NCBI's taxonomy places the organism in Eukaryota, Viridiplantae, Streptophyta, Magnoliopsida, Rosales, Moraceae. The transcript is spliced from 8 exons. The record is from RefSeq and is a predicted model, not a curated record. Bases 79 to 738 code for a protein of 219 amino acids. Gene Ontology annotation, molecular function: oxidoreductase activity.